This is a messenger RNA of Lineus longissimus, 9160 nucleotides long. Its product is annotated as serine/threonine-protein kinase MRCK alpha-like. The coding region runs from base 632 to 6055 and encodes 1807 amino acids. NCBI's taxonomy places the organism in Eukaryota, Metazoa, Nemertea, Pilidiophora, Heteronemertea, Lineidae. Gene Ontology annotation, biological process: peptidyl-threonine phosphorylation; actomyosin structure organization. Gene Ontology annotation, cellular component: cytoplasm; cytoskeleton. The transcript is spliced from 40 exons. The record is from RefSeq and is a predicted model, not a curated record. Gene Ontology annotation, molecular function: ATP binding; protein serine/threonine kinase activity.
UCUUACUUAGAAUGGAGUGACAUUAAGAAAGUGCCGAAUUAAAAGCAGGAAUUCUAUAAGAUCGGAAAAUAAAUCGGCAAAUCAAGCCCGUCGAAAAUAUAGUUCAUGUCAAGGAAAUAAUGAAUAGGCAAAAUAUGAGUUAAUAUAUUCUAGGAUUACUUUGUUCUGAGGGUGUGAAGUGACGGUCCUUGACUGAGCCCAACCUUAUUGACCCAGCUGUGUACAUUGAUCUACACAGCAACCGUAUACAUUACAUUGUAUGUGAAUAGUGCAAUUUGUGGUGUUGGUGGGCUUCCUGCAUUUCUGACUUGUGGUGUCUGGGGUCUGACUCUUGAGUGCACUAGCAAGGCGUUGAGCCUUGUAAUAUAUGAAGCAAAUGUUACAGUAGUUACAUUGUUCUUUCUUGUCUAAUUAGUGCCCUUCUCAGGCUUCUGUUUGUCGUGUGGCGAUUUGUUGUGAAUGAAAAAUUUCCCACUUCGGAAGAAACCCACCCCUGGAUUAAUAUCUGAAUCGCAAAUUGUGGAAUACUUUAAACAGCAAGUCAGUGGGCAUGGUGUGCGUCAUGAAAACCAGAUAGCAGGAAUUCAGUAAAGUCGAGUAGUUAUAAGUUAAGCCCCUCCUAAAAAUCGUCAUGUCUGGAAAAAUGACUGGUGAUGUGCGACAGAGGGUACUAGAGAGCCUGUACCUAUCUGGGGUCAAGGCCUCUAACAAGGAGUGCAUUAGUCUUGAGACUCUCUUGGAUAUAUUAAUCGUGCUUUAUGACGAGUGCUGCCAGUCCACGUUACGGAGGGAAAAGAACAUCACAGAGUUUAUAGAAUAUGCCAAAACCGUGGUGAGCAAAGUGAAAAACCUUCGCCUGAAAAGGGAGGAUUUUGAAGUCAUCAAGAUCAUUGGGCGAGGAGCAUUUGGUGAGGUUGCUGUGGUGAAGUUGAAAGAUUCUGAUAAAGUCUUUGCCAUGAAGAUCCUCAACAAAUGGGAGAUGCUGAAGCGAGCGGAGACUGCGUGCUUCCGAGAAGAGCGAGAUGUUCUGGUAUACGGUGACCGACAGUGGAUUACUAAUCUACAUUAUGCAUUUCAAGAUGAGAACUACCUGUAUCUGGUCAUGGACUACUACUGCGGUGGAGACCUUCUCACCCUCCUGAGCAAGUUUGAGGACCGUCUUCCAGAGGACAUGGCACGAUUCUAUAUCGCUGAAAUGGUCCUAGCUAUAGACUCUUUACAUUGUAUGAGAUAUGUGCAUAGAGACAUUAAACCUGACAAUGUGUUAUUAGAACGCGGUGGACAUAUAGUGUUAGCGGAUUUUGGAUCUUGUCUUAAAAUGAUGAAGGAUGGCACAGUACAAUCAAAUGUAGCAGUAGGAACUCCAGAUUAUAUCUCGCCAGAAAUAUUAAGGGCGAUGGAAGAUGGGCAUGGUCGUUACGGCCCUGAGUGUGACUGGUGGUCGCUAGGUGUGUGUAUGUAUGAGAUGCUGUACGGAGAGACGCCAUUCUAUGCGGAGUCGCUAGUGGAAACAUACGGCAAGAUUAUGAACCAUGAGACACGGUUUGAGUUCCCAGCUGACAUCGAUGAUGUAUCGGACAACGCCAAGGAUCUUAUAAAGCGGCUUAUAUGUAGUGCCGACCAGAGGUUUGGUCAGGGGGGCCUGGAGGACUUCAAGAGACAUCCAUUCUUUGGCGACAUUAACUGGGAACGAAUAAGAGACAUGGACCCACCCCACAUACCUGAUGUUAGUAGUGCCACAGACACUACCAAUUUUGAUGUAGAUGAAAACGAAUUUAGACAGGAUUCUCUGCCUCCAUCAAUGCAUGCUGCAUUUACUGGCCAUCACCUCCCCUUCAUAGGCUUCACGUUCACAAGGGACAGCCAGUUAUCUGACAUGGCCAGUCUAGCCGACAAUGUGCCGAGUACAAACAAUCUUGAAGAGAAACCGGACAGCUUGUCUGCAGCAGCGUUUGAACGAAGGAUACAGAGGCUGGAGGGGGAGAAGAAGGAGUUGCAGAGGAAACUUAAUGAUGCAACGAGUAAAUCAAUCCUUCACAGCACUUACACAUCGAAUGAAGCGCCCGGGUCGCCCGGUCAGAAACCUGGUGCUGAAGCAGAAAUCAAACGACUUCAGGACGAGCUUGCUGCCCUUCGGAAGGAAAAUAGUGAUUAUCAGUCUGACUUCGGAAAGAUGGAGGAGGACCUCAAGAAUGCCUUGACGGCUAGGAAAGAAGCGGACUCGAUGUCCGGCAAAUUAAAAACAAUAGACAAAGCUAAUAAGUUACUAACGUCGGAAAAAGAAGACUUACAUAAGGAAUUUCAAAAUCUUCAAGAGAAGUAUAAGAUCCAGACGAAAGAGUUGAAAGAUGCCUUAUCACAGAGGAAGUUAGCCAUGGAAGAAUUCACAGAUAUGAAUGAAAGACUGGCAGAUCUGCGAUCACAGAAACAGAAGUUAUCCCGCCAGACACGUGACUUGGAGGAGCUGCAGGAGGAGUCUAAACAGAAAUUGGAUUCAAUCAAGCAGGAGCUAAGAAAGGUGGAGAAGUCAAGGAGAGAGCUCCAGCUGAACUUAGACGAUGCUCGUUCAGACAGCAGUAAAGAGAAGAAGCUGCGGGAACGAGCAGAGCAGUUUGCACGGGAAGUUGAGCAAGAACUUGAGACAGUGAAACAGCGCCAAGUGGGAAGGUCAACUAGCAUAAAUAGUUUAGAACAGACACAAGAAAUAGCAAGAUUAAAAGCAGAGCUUGAACGCAAAGAUGUUGAAAUGGAAGAGAGGCUAGCAACACUUGAAGUCAAGUACAGUACUGAAAAUAAGAAUCUCAACUACCAGCUUGUCGAGGCUGAGCGUAAACAUCACGAUUACUUGGAGGAGAUCACCUCUCUGCGGGACAGGGUCGAGGCAGUGAAGAACAAGAGUCAGCGGGACGGCCAGGAUGCUUUGAUGGAAGCACAGCAGCGGGCUGAUCGGGAGAAGGUUCACCUCGUCGAGGAGAAUAGGAAGUUAGCCAAAGACUUGGCUCUGCUUCAAGAACAAAUGGAAGGUAGCGAGACUGAGAAGAAACAAAUGGAGGAAGAGUUGAAGCUGCUGAAUGACAAGAGAGAGUCGGUCAUCCAUUGGGAGGCACAGAUUGCAGAAAUCAUCAACUGGGUUAAUGAUGAGAAGGAUGCGCGAGGUUACCUCCAGGCGCUCGCCUCCAAGAUGUCGGAGGAGCUGGAGGGACUGAAGGUGUCCGGUGGGACAACAUCUACGUGGAAGAACCGUCGUCUCCAGAAAGUGUUCAAAUCAGACUACCUCCAACUUCAAUCGAAUCUUCAGAGUGAGCUGCAUGCUAAGCAGACCAUUCAAGAGGAGCUGAGCAAGACUAAGGAACUCUAUCUAGCAAUGGAAAACAAACUCCAAGAGGCUGAGCAGAGGAUCUCAGAACUUGAGAAUGACCUUGACAAUAAGAAGAAGGAGAACGAGAACAUGAAGAACAAGAUAGACACAACAGAAACAUAUACAUCUGACCGACCGGACUCGCGGUCGUCAUUCUUACGCUUCAUCCGAGAGCAGACAGCCCGGCUAGAAGAGGUUCAGACACGUUGGAGCUAUAAAUUUCCAAAUUCUCAUGACAAUAUGAGCCAGUCUUUUGGUGAAGGGGAAUCGUACCGAGAUUUCGAGUACGGGAGCGGGGAAUUCUCAAAUAGCAACGCACCCUCCUCCCAGGCGAGUCGAAACUCCUCGCUGGGAAGUGUAAGUUUAUACAUGGAACAAUACCAUGAUGCCGUGCAGAAUCAAGAUGGCAAGCGUUCCACGGAUCCGGCGCCGUCAUCUCCAGCUCUGGCGAAACCGACAGUCCAACCUCCGCCUCCUCCCGCUGCUUCACUGUCACAGCAAGCCCAACAACCUAAAGCUCAUCGCUUCGUUAUCCGAUCUUUCAGUUCGCCUGUCAAGUGCCAGAAGUGUACGUCGCUUCUGGUCGGUCUCCAGAGACAGGGAACUAUCUGUGAAGGUUGUUCAUACACCUGCCAUGUUGCCUGCACGGAGAAAGCACCACAGGUCUGCCCAGUACCCAGCGAUCAAGGCAAACGUCCGAUGGGUAUUGACCCCACACGAGGUGUUGGGACAGCCUACGAGGGCUAUGUCAAGGUACCAAAGCCUGGGGGAAUACGCCGAGGGUGGAUGAAACAGUUCAUCGUCGUGUGCGACUUCAAGCUUUUCCUCUACGAUAUAAACCCAGACAGGAAUGGCCAGACAUGUGUCUACGUGAGUGAAGUCCUUGACAUGAGGGAUGAGGAGUUUGAAGUCUCAUCUGUCCAUGAUCAGGAUGUCAUUCAUGCAACUAAGAAAGAUAUACCAAGUAUAUUUAGGGUCACAACUUCCGAGAUGAAUCCUCCCGGAACCAAAUUCCACGUUCUAAUGCUAGCAGACAGUCCUAAGGACAAACAGCGCUGGGUUGGCGCGCUCACCGAACUUCUCAAAAUCCUUAGGAGUACCAAACUAUCUGACAAUAGUGUAAGCAGUACAGCUAACCGCGUUUUCAAAGCCAAAGAAAUCUACGACAGUUCAUUAACAUUACUAAAGAAUGCAUUAUCUGCAGCUGUUAUAGAUUCCACGAACCUUUUACUAGGAACAGAGGAAGGCCUUCAUUGUAUAGAUCUAAAUAAAGAUGGUGAGUUCUUCCAGAAGGAGGCUGUGACAAGAAUAGGAGAACGUAAAAGUGUGCAACAAAUCGAGAUAGUUCGAGGAGAACAGCUGAUUGUAGUCAUAUCAGGGAAACAGAGGCAUAUACGUCUCACGCCACUAACAGUAUUAGAAGGCUUUGACGUGGAAUCGGUUAAAAUUGCAGAGAGCAAAGGAUGUACGACAUUCUGUACUGGAUUAGUGCGCCAGGGGACGAGCACGUGUUUGUGUGUGGCAAUAAAGAGAACUGUGGUAGUCUAUGAACUGAAUCGAACGCGACAGCGUCAUCGGAAAGUCAAGGAGAUCUUAUGUCCCGGGCACGUGCAGUUCAUUGAGAUGAUGAAUGAGAGGCUAUGUGUGGGAUACCCAUCGUGUUUUGCCCUCUACAGCGUGCAGGGGGAUGGUGCUCCGAUAUCUCUUGUCAACCCUGAAGACCACACGUUACAGUUCCUUCUACAGAGUCCCAUGGAUGCUCUGUGGGCCGUUGAACUUUCAGAUAGAGAGUACCUUUUAGUUUUCACAUAUCUCGGUAUCUACGUGGAUAACACCGGCAGACGGAAGCGUCUCCACGAGAUCAUGUGGCCAGCUCUCCCCCAGGCCAUUAGUUACAGUGAGCCUUAUCUGCUCUGUCACACGGAGAACGAUAUCUAUGUGUUUGAUGUCAACACGUCCGAGUGGAUACAGACGAUAACCAUCAAGAAGAUGAAACCCCUUGAUCGAGAAGGUGCUAUAUGUCUGAGUAAUGUCCCAGACGUUGUCAGAUUGGUCUACUUAAGAAAAGUCAACUUAGAAGAAGACAAGAUUGUGAUACCAGACAUCAGCGGCAAGCAGAGACUUGCCGCGCGGAACAAGACGAGACGGUUUUCUUUCAAAACAAAGGAAGAGGAGAAAGCUGCCAAGAGUAGUCUGGAGCGGAAAUCUCGGUUGAUCUCUGGGCCAUCUAACUUCAGCCACGUCUCUCACAUGGGUCCCGGCGAGGGCAUGCAGAUGCUCAUUGACCUGCCUAGAGGAGCUCAUACAGCUGCUGUCGCAGAGGAGGAAAAGAAACAACGAGUGAUGAGUAUGUUCCCACCAAAGGCCGAGUCUACAUCCUCAUCAUCAUCUGUGUCUAGUAUGGGCAGAAGACCCAUCAGUAUGGGCGGAUCACAUCAUAAUGGAAACCCCCAGCUUAGGAAAAAUUCCCCCGGUAGCAAGAGUAAUGAACCCCGAUCCCUGUCUGCAGUUCCAAGCGUCUCUCCAGAUGGCUCCACCAGUUCCUCCCAGGACCCACUCGCUAACUUCCUGGCAUCACCAAUAUAUGAGGAUUACGAAUUUGAAGAGAGUUCUCGGCGGUCGAUUGCCUCCAAUGAGAGCAGCAACGUCAGCAGCCCACCUGGAUCCAACCGCCAGAGUUACUGUGAUGAUUCGUAGCCUGGGUCCACACAUUGAUGCUUCUGUAAUGAUUCGAGCAUGUCGGUUCUGGGAGAAUCAUUUGAGGAUUCCUAUGGAAAUAUUUUGGAGGGUCGUCAGUCUACACCAAUUGUGGGCCAUGUUUUUGGACUUGUGUUUACCUCGUAAACUUGUGUCUUUUCAGGCCAAGCCUGGUGGGGACUGUGUCUCCAAGAGUAUGUUGUUCUAUUCACUAAUCUCACCUGUGUUCAUUAGCAAACAACAGAAGUGUGUCCUGUUGGCUGGUUUCAUUACUGGACACCAGAUGGAGAUUGGGUCAUUCUUGGGAAAUAUUGAGAUACAUGGUAAAAGACCAAGUUUUUUUCCCCGGGGAAGUUCUUCUGGCUAUUUCACAUGAGACACAGGAAAGUCUGUCUGUUACUUAUGCCGAAGGUUUCUCUUGGAGGGACCAGAGAACUUUCUCAGACACAGAUGUAGACAUUCAGUGUUCUCUUUCACUUGGUUCCUGGAUGGGGCGUUUGGGGUAAUGGAUGCAAUAAGUGGCAUGUAUUUCCAAUGUGUGAUAAUGUCUUGUGUGUAUUUCCGACGCGGCUUCUAAAAGGUAGCUUUGUUAGGUUGUCUUCUAGUGAUGGUGCCACUAUAUCUGAUCAUGUCAAGUUCAAAAUAGCAAGGAACAGGACCUAUGUACAUUGUGUGUAUGUUGGUGUACAGGUGUAAGUUCCUAGUUAGUGUGAUGGAGAUGUACGUUCCAGCAAUGGCCUGCUCUUUCUGACCAUGAUCUUACUAUGUGAAACAAUCCGAUACAGUUAAUAGUAAUGAUAAGUAAACUUGUACAGACUUUUUCAGAUGUAUUUUACAGUGCUGUGGAGCUGUAUAGUGUGUAUGUACUGGCGAUGUAACUACUAUUUAUAUGCUUUUAGACAAGAAUAAUCAUAGGUUAUAAAUGUGUGUGUGUCCUGUUGUGGACAUGCGUUUGUAUUUAUUGUGUAAUAAAAAUGUGAGGACUUCUUGUCUGAUACACUUAGAGCAAAUGCUGCGACAUGCAAUCUGUGUAACUUGGUUGGAAUCUAAGCUUCGUGCAUUUCUAGCUUAUGUCAGGUUUACAUGCAAUCUGUGUAACUUGGUUGGAAUGUAGGCAAAGCUUAAUAAUUUAAUUUUUUUUUCAGAAUUUAGGCAAAUAUCCCUAGGUGUCUGUUUAAAUGGCUUCUUGCUUCAGUUUCUAUGGUUUGAAAGAAUUGUUGCCUGCAACUCGAAUCCAGUUGCUGUUUUGUAUUGUUAGUGUCAGCCAGAAAGGGAAAGUAUGUUUAUGAUCAAACAGUUGUCUGAAAACAACAUUGAGCUUGUCUGGAAUUGUGUAUUAUCAGGAGGGUUCGAGGAGGUUUUUACCUGUACACACACGAACUGACUUGAGGCAAUAAGGAUUUUUAUGACCACACUUGCUGUAGACAGCAUACACAUGUGAGGGAAUAUCACCAAGAGUUGAUAAAGACUAAGAAUAUGGAGGUAUUGCAACAGCUCCUUGUCUUGUUCAAGAUACCAAAUUCUGACAUUAGUGUAACAAAUGUUAUUUUAUUGAGGUCUUAAAACCCCUCUAAGAUAUGGACCCCAUAUUGCACCCUUGUACAGCACAUCUAGGGUUUUAUACUCUGACAUAUGCCCUGUAUCUCCUAUGUUUGGGGGUUCAGUGCGAAAUGAGGUUUCAUUUUGUUUGUCUUGGUUAAAUCUUUAUCGUGAAGAAAUGAAGAUAACUAUUUUAGUUCAGCAAAAUUGGCGCCACCAUUUCUGGCAUUCAAGUUCCAAAUUCUUAGUCUUUAUCAUCAAUUCUUUGUAUCAUGUAACUAAUAAAUAACAUAUUGAUAAAAGGACAACUAAGCAUUUAUGAUGGAUUUGUAUAUAAAGUAAAUGUAGACUGGUAACACUAGACUAAUUCUAAACUUCACUAGUGCAUAAAAGUUUGUUCUUGACUGCAGUCAAAAUAUGGGCUGUAUGACCCACUCCAGUUUAAAAAAAUCAGUGUUGAGUUCAGUUUCAGUGUCAAUGUCAUCUUUGAUUGAUAUUCAGUGAUUAUAUUGCCAGUACCUGAUUUAAAGAGGGCCAAUUCAUGCAGAACGUCUGCCCUGUGUGUCCUUGGACUAGUCACCUUGUAGCCCACCAUGUCUACAGACAGUAGAUGAUGUACAUAGUGUAAAGCACCUGCAGCCUGGUGACGUUAAGUGCUGGUUUCACGUGGCAAGUGUGUAUGAAUUGUAUAGUGUAACCGUCACCAGCACUUGCUUAGUUAUAAUUAACACCGAUAUCCUCAAUUAAUCCAUUUCUCUGUAAUACACUGUGCCUUUGGCAUAUCCACAGAAAAGUUCAGUUUGGGUGCUAUGAACACAGGGAUUUUCAGGAAAAUCGACAUUUACAAAUGGAAAAGUUUGACAGACCUUAUAUACAUGUAUACCAGUCAUAUCAUGGUUUAUAAUGAUAAGAUGUCAUAGUUAUUAUCUGUCUGGGCUUUUACUUGGCCUGGAAGGUCAUUACCUCUCAGGGCUUGGUUCAAACGAAUUGAUAUUUCCCUCUUCAAGUAGUGUAAAAGAGUAGGAUGUUCGAGGGAAUUUAAAAGGUUGCCUGGGUCACUUGCUGCGGCGGUAAUGUCAUUCUGUGGAGUAAUACUAAUAAGGUGCCUGAAAGAUGAUCAAAAUGAGCCUGGCAUGACGACUGGCAGUUGCAUAUAACUGGUAACGGUGUAGGUACCGGCAGAAAUCGCUACCACAAACACAUUUCCUUCGGUGUGUUUUUCAGCCAUCGUAUGAUGUCAACAUCACUCACUAGUUAGAAACAGGAGUUUCCAUGUACGUUAUGGUAAUGCGAUUCUGAAGUCAAUUGAUAUCUCACUGAGUUAAUGUACAUGUUAUGUGUUCUAAUAAAAAAUCCUAUAAAUUUUGGGCUAAUUAAUAAUGCAUUCGGGAAAUGUGGUUAGUAAUCAGUGUGUGUUAUUUAUAAGCGAGUCGCAGAUGUGGCUGAUACCCUUGCCACCAAUGUACUUAAGUUUGAGCUUGAUAUUGUGCAAGCUCCUCCUAGAUAUGCCAUUGUUUUGUUAAGGUAUCUUUUAUUUCAAUAAACCAUUGUAAUGUAUUAAAUGAA